Messenger RNA from Helicoverpa zea (corn earworm), 1415 nucleotides. RefSeq lists its product as uncharacterized. Gene Ontology annotation, cellular component: nucleus. The coding region runs from base 539 to 1414 and encodes 291 amino acids. NCBI's taxonomy places the organism in Eukaryota, Metazoa, Arthropoda, Insecta, Lepidoptera, Noctuidae. The transcript is spliced from 5 exons. The record is from RefSeq and is a predicted model, not a curated record.
UAAGGGUCUGUUUCAGAAUGUAUGGAUAAAGUUCCAAAUAACUAUGUUACACAUAAAUUAUUCGGAUGAUAAAAGUUCCGAAUAAGAAACAUUGCGUUUCACAAACAUAAUUUAUCUAACACAUAACUAUCUGAAACUUAUAUGUAAGUGCGGUGGCAACACCAUAUACAAACGUUUCGUUUCUUGAUGUCAUUUCAUUAAGUACAAAAAAAAGUAAAAGAAACUACUUAUAAACAUAUUUCAAAUUAUACAAGAAACAUUGAUUUACUUUAAUAUUUUUAUAAAAUUAGUUAUUAUCCACAUAACGGUUAUAAAAACUUACACAAACGAUUUUAUGGCAAAUGAAAAUUGCUGGUAACGAAACGCGUUUGACAGUGACAAUUACUCACAGUCACAUAUAAGUAUUAGCAGCCGCGCGUGGUAAUUUAAAUUUUUUAUGUUAGUCGUUGGUGUUUGUGUUUCUGUUUUUUUGCUAUUCUUGCGAUUUGAGUGUACCUCUUGAAUACAUUUAUGCACAGUCAUUUCUAUGUAUUGAAAAAUGACAUCAAAACGUGAACGAAGCGUUAACUUCAGCCGGGAAGAAGUUGAGCUUCUAACUUCACUCGUUGCUCAACAUAAAAGCAUUUUAGAAAAUAAGAAAAGUGAUGCAGUCACAUGGAAUGAAAAAGAACAGUGCUGGAAGACAUUGGAGGCACUAUUUAAUAGCAAAAGCGGUACUAAUUAUCGUAGUGCCAAAACAUUAAAAGCGAAAUACGAAGGAAUAAAAAGAAAUACCAGGAAAAAGUCUGCUCUAAUACGUGCCGAAACGUAUCGCACGGGAGGUGGACCUAGUGCUGCUCCUCCUCUGACGCCAGUAGAAGAAAAAGUGAAAGACAUGAUACUGUUGUCUGUAGAUGGAAUCGAAAGUGAAUUUGAUUCUGAUCAUGUUGAUCCUAUACAAAUAGACACAGUAUGUCCUCCACCAACACCUUCCACAUCCAACCAAUUAACACAAAACAUUGAAAUGAUUAUUGCAGACAAUAACUGUGUCCAAGUGGAUACCAAUAUAGAGCAUCACAUGACUGAAGGUCAGUCUACACAAAAUGAUGACUCUGAUGAGGAAGGGCAUUCCAGAAGAAAGAUAAGUCAAUAUACUACACCCAAAAAAGUUGCCAAUGAUGAGAAGUGGACUAAUUGGAAGCCAAAAUCUCUGCGCUCCAAAAAACAUCCUGCCUUAUCUGCUGAGAAGAUGAAAAGGCCAUUCGAAAGAGUAGCUGAUGCAAAAUUAGAGAUUGCAGAUUUACAGAAGAAGAUUCUGGAGGAAGAAUUCUUAAAUAAAAGAAAGCAAUGGGCCUUUGAAGAGGAAGAAAGGGAGCACAAAAGAGAAAUGUGGGCGUUGGAAAAAAAAUACUUUUUAAAUAAAUUUGAAAAAUAAA